Messenger RNA from Effrenium voratum, 4639 nucleotides. NCBI's taxonomy places the organism in Eukaryota, Dinophyceae, Suessiales, Symbiodiniaceae. The record is from the annotation of a GenBank genome assembly.
CAUUUCCGGACUUUCCGGACGCUCAUUUUGCCUCGUAGCGCUUGGUUCCGAGCCAUGGCAACACCAUUUCAGCUCCGAAAGAUGUUCGGUCUGACCAUGCUCAUAUUGGCCAUGCGCCUCACGGCAGGGAACUCCAACAUCAACAGUUGCGAGCCUGAUAGUGCCAGUUUGCUGCAGCGAAGCAAGGUAGCUGCAUCCCUCGCACCAGUCAAGCCAGCCUAUCGCAGUGACCAAACGUGCAGUAUUGUGAGGUCUAGGCGAUUGAAACUCCACAAGAUUUGUCCGAGGCUGACGAGGCUGGGCAAAUAUCGUGGGCGCAGAUCACGCCGAUUCGCUCGCUUGUGCGAGUUAUGGGCACAAUGCGCCACCUCCACAACCACCGCCAGCACCACCCCCAGCACUGGCGCUGCCACCACCGCCAUCACCAGCACCAGCACCAGCGCUGCCACCACCAACACCACCACCAGCGCUGCCAUCACCACCGCCAUCACGACCGCCAUCACCACCGCCAUCACCACUGCCACCACCACAGCCAUCACCACCAGCGCCAGCGCUAGCACCAGCGUCACAACAGCGUUGCCAUGCAACUUGGCAACUAUACCACAAGUCAUUGGAGGUGAGCUGAGUGCUUGUGCGAAUCUGACGUCUGGCGACGUCUGCGAAGUGAGUUGCACCGGGGUCUUCACAGGGGAUCCCAGCACCUUUACUUGCAAUGAAGCCGGUAGGUUCGUAGGGUCGCCUCCGACAUGUCAGCGUUCUCAAUGUUCACUACCUGCAGCUCUAGCUGACCCUGGCUUGCAACAUGACUGCGAUGAUGUGUUCUUUGGUUCAACUUGUUUAGUCGCCUGUGCUGACGGCUACCAUGGGACCCCAUCAGUGUGGAACUGCACCGGCGUUUUACGUGGUGCGGUUCCGGACUGCGCAGCAAACAAUUGCACCGAGAACUUGCCCGCUGGCUUUGGCAUCGAUGCGACUGCGUGUGAAAACGUUACAGUUGGUGGCUCCUGCUUCGCAACAUGUCUCUCAGGCCUAGAAGCAUCAGGAUCAACAGAGGCGACCUGCGCAACUACCGGCGCCUUCACCAACAUCUCUCUGCAAUGCAGCUUACCCAGCUGUGGCAACCUGAGCACUUUGUUUGCUUUCGCGCAGCAGCACGUUACGCAUGACUGCGCUGGACGGAAGCAGGGUGACCGAUGUGCUGCUGAAUGCAGCCCAGGCUAUUCCGCUGGUCCAGUAGCCCUAGUUUGCAACGUUGGGCCAACUACGAGUGAGUCAGAAGGUUACGCAGUCGUGGAUAGCUCCGGACAUUUGAUUCCUGCGAACCUUUCCGGAGCGCCAAAGUGUGUGGAAGAGGCAGUCAAUUGCACAUAUUUGCCGAAUCUGCUUGGUGCCAUUCACAACUGCAGCGGGAUAACUGCUGGUGAGACAUGUGUUGUUACUGCCGAUGAGGGUUUCAUUGGAGAGAGCGCAACCUUGACAUGUGGGGCCAGCGCCGAGCUCUUGGGCGACAUGCCUGAGUUCCAGCCCAUUGUUUGCCCGGAUCUUGUGGCUCCUGGAGUCGUCACCAACUGUGCUAAUGUCACGUUUGGCGCGACGUGCUCUUCAAUGUGCACUCUGCCAAGCAACUUCACGGCAGAGAACUCUACAGAAAUCACUUCCGGGAAUUCUACAGUCGUAGUUUUCCUAGGUGACUUCUUCGUGGUCGAGGAGAGGAAAUGUGUGCUGCUGGACGGAGAACCGCUGCUUCAGCUCCAGACAGCGGCUCUUGAGUGCAGCUCCUCCACGGCUUCGCCGACGGCUUCGCCGACGGCUUCGCCGACGGCUUCGGAUGCGAUGUUGGAAGUUCAGGUGUCGAACGUGGCGGGGUAUUGCUACCCUCCGGACCAGGAUCCGGCCAUCAAGGAGUUUCUCGGGGAGCGAAACUGGGACCUAACAACUUGCCCAGGAGAUCCAGCCUUUCAAGGCCUAUAUCCAUGGGAUAGAUUUCUGAAUGGUGGUAUUGAGUGCGCCUUUCCUUGCAAGCCCGGUUAUACGUCCAGUGUUUCUCCGCCUCGUCUAAAGUGCGGGACCAGGUUGAGCAAGAAUCCUAAUCUUUGGAUUGAGGCGUAUUGGCAGGUGAUCUGGGACAAGGUAGGCGAGUGCGUUCCAAACGUUUGUACCUAUGGGCAGCCAUCAGGCUUGGGCAUUACGCAGUAUUUACCGUCUCCAUGUGACCGCGCUAUGAGAACUGGUGAGACGUGCGAAGUCGUGUGCAGAGAUGAUUUUACAUACUUGUCCGGUUUCAGCCUUCAUUACUGUGACGCCAGUGGAAUGAUCAAGCCUGCCUUUCAGGCCAGCUUGCAGUGCUUUCCGAAACCCUGCAACAUUGUGACCAGCCCCCCUUUGGAUGCUGACUUGUAUUAUUUGCAAAGCAACUGCGUGAAUCCGAUACCCGGCUGGAACUCCUGUGGGAUCUACUGCCUUGGAGCUGGAGGUGUUGGUGCCAUGAAGUGCGAGAGACCGCUCUAUCCAAGCGACACCGCUUCAGGCCUCAGCGUGGUUUGGCCAGCUCCGCCGUGCCAGCCGCCAACUUGUGCUCCUCCUCCUUUCGCUGGGAAACUUGAGAGUUCCAUAUUCCGGCCCCUUUGCGGGGCAUUUGACCCUAGCAACAUGAACGUUGGAGAAAGCUGCGCCAUUGGUUGUUCGUCCUGGUACACAGGAGCGGAUUCUGUUCUGUCUUGCGGCCGCAACCUUUACGUCACUGGAGCUUUGCCAAACUGUCAGAUCCUACGCUGCAGCCUGCCAGUUUCUUUGAAUGAUGCCAGCGUGACACAUGAUUGUUUAGGAGUGCCGCUUUGGGGAGAUUGCAGUGCGAGCUGCACGGCAAACUACGUGAGGAGCACAACAAGAUGGUAUUGCCGUUCGCAAGGAACUGGCGCUGGUGGCAAAGAGAUUCCGAUUCUGUUGGGUUCCAUGCCAACUUGCGAACCUCUGGCCUGCGUCUAUGGAUUGCCCGCCCUUCCGAACAACUGUGCCAACGUUCGCUUUGGCAGUUCCUGUACAGUUUCAUGUCAGGCUGGCUACAUCGGACAAGCAACACAGUGGAGCUGUGGCAGUCAACAAAUCUUCCGAGGUUCGAUGCCCAGCUGCGUUCAAGGUUCAACAAACCUCUACGGGGUGAUGCAGCCGCAGUCCUCCCUUGUCAUGCCGUUGCUAGCCACAAUGACUUUUACGGGCGCUUUCACCUACGAAGCUUGGGUUAGAAGCCCUUUGACUGCAACCGCGACUCGCUUGGAAAUCUUCGGCGGUCUGUCUCAGGGCUUCUAUCUCAUCAAUGAAGGAUUUUCUACCUGCUCGGGUGGACAUGGCCUUGGAGAUGGUGUGCCUACUUCAUGGAGCCUGCAUGUUGGCUUCUCUAAUGUCUUCAGCGAUGUUUGCCUUCGCCGUGACACCUGGUACCAUCUGGCUGCAACUAGAGAUGCCAGCAACACAUUGACGUUGUUUGUCAGUGGCCAGGGAACAAGUGGCGCAACAGGCGCUCAACUCCUUCUCUCAACCUCCUUUGGUGGAGGCUUCGUCGGAGGUGAAAUGUUCAACGCUCGCAUUUGGCACGUGGCACGCUCUGCAGCGCAGAUCUCCCAGAACGCGUUGGUCACAUCCGAGCUCUCGCUCGACACUACCUCAGGAUUGCUGGCAUGGUGGCCACUGACGCUGGACUUGCUUGGGCUGAGCUCAACACCUGCUGCUCUCGAACCAACGGGUGCUGCCCCAACCUUUGCCACUGCAACCGAGGCAGAGCUGACCGAGAGCUGGCUGAUCUACGAGGAGAGUUACGGGGUGAUGCAGCUGCAGUCCUCCCUUGUCAUGCCGUUGCUGGCCACAAUGACUUUUACGGGCGCUUUCACCUACGAAGCUUGGGUUAGAAGCCCUUUGACUGCAACCGCGACUCGCUUGGAAAUCUUCGGCGGUCUGUCUCAGGGCUUCUAUCUCAUCAAUGAAGGAUUUUCUACCUGCUCGGGUGGACAUGGCCUUGGAGAUGGUGUGCCUACUUCAUGGAGCCUGCAUGUUGGCUUCUCUAAUGUCUUCAGCGAUGUUUGCCUUCGCCGUGACACCUGGUACCAUCUGGCUGCAACUAGAGAUGCCAGCAACACAUUGACGUUGUUUGUCAGUGGCCAGGGAACAAGUGGCGCAACAGGCGCUCAACUCCUUCUCUCAACCUCCUUUGGUGGAGGCUUCGUCGGAGGUGAAAUGUUCAACGCUCGCAUUUGGCACGUGGCACGCUCUGCAGCGCAGAUCUCCCAGAACGCGUUGGUCACAUCCGAGCUCUCGCUCGACACUACCUCAGGAUUGCUGGCAUGGUGGCCACUGACGCUGGACUUGCUUGGGCUGAGCUCAACACCUGCUGCUCUCGAACCAACGGGUGCUGCCCCAACCUUUGCCACUGCAACCGAGGCAGAGCUGACCGAGAGUUUUAUAUGAUUUUCAAUGUCCGUGCUUCUGCUUGGUGCGGUGUGCGUGGUGCUUUUCAAUGAGGACAGAGAAUGACUUUGGGCUGUGCCUGAGACAAAAUCUGAUUUGCCGGAGCCAACAGGUGAGGCGAAUCUUCUCUGACCCCCUCUAGUGCGGGCAUUGAAUGGCCAGUCAGUAGUCAGCUCACAGC